Colletotrichum destructivum is the source of this 544-nucleotide messenger RNA. RefSeq lists its product as uncharacterized. The coding region runs from base 93 to 338 and encodes 81 amino acids. The record is from RefSeq and is a predicted model, not a curated record. The transcript has a single exon. Lineage: Eukaryota; Fungi; Ascomycota; Sordariomycetes; Glomerellales; Glomerellaceae.
UCUGUUUGGUGUGUUAGGAGCAAUCCUAGAAUGUUAGUCCCGGCUUGUAAACCGCUCUCAGCAUGACAGUCCUUGUCUGUAUUUAGUGAAAAAUGAUCUGCUGCCUCUGCUUCCUGGUUUUUCCACCUCUGCUACCCUUGCAAACCACACCCUGCUCCAGCUUCUCGUCUUCCACGUCAGAUGGCAAGAGCAAGGUAUGUGAUGGAGGGCUUGGGUGGGGUGACUACAAGACUGGCAUCAACCUUUGUUGGAAUACGAGACAGGGAUUGAAGCAGCUAAGAAGCAUUGGCAGUAACGAGGGUAAGGGUUCAAAAGGUCGAAAGCUUUCAUGGGGAUAGGAACCAUGAAACUUGCUUAGGGGUAGUGAUGAUAAUGUUGGCGAGUGAGCGUUGGCGAGUGAAUGUCGGGUCGCGUAGGCAUGAGGAGAUGCAUGUUCUGACUUAAGGAGGAGGGUCGUUCAAUUGUGCUCAUACAUUUUGUUGACUACAUCACUCUAAAUCAUAGCCUGUUUUUGUGCUAGUGACACUGGAAUGCAUAGGUUCCU